Molecule: messenger RNA, 1647 nt
Organism: Acanthamoeba castellanii str. Neff
Lineage: Eukaryota; Discosea; Longamoebia; Acanthamoebidae
Product: ankyrin 2,3/unc44, putative
Exons: 13
Coding region: 1-1647 (548 amino acids)
Molecular function (GO): protein binding
Source: RefSeq, a predicted model, not a curated record
AUGGUGUGGUCGUUCCUGCAGCCCAAGGACCUAUUCCUCCAGAACCUCGUAUGCCUCCGGUGGCGCACCUACUGCGUUGAAGACCAGAGCCAGCCGUGGAAGGCGGUGCACGAUCGGGACUUCGGCGGGCCGCGUGAGGGCGACAAGACAUGGCGCGACACACUCAAGCAGCACGUGCGCGAGUUGCGUUCGUUCGGCAACGGCCUCUCCACCAUCGAGAAGCGCUUCAAGUGGGCGGUAUCGAAGGGAUUGUACGUGAUCGUGGAUGCAGUGGUGGAGGAGGCCCUGGCGCGAAAGAGCACGAAGACGAUCUUCAUCAACGGGUACCAGCGCAACGCCUUCCUGCACUACAGCGCCAUGCGCAACAAGUUCGGCAAGACGCCCCUGUUCGAGGCCGUCAAGCACGGGCACAUGGAGGUGGCCCGCGCCCUGGUGCGACACGAGAUCGUUACGGCCUACGACGGGCUCAACACCAUGCGCAUCGCCAUCAAGAAGGGAGACGAGGACAUGGUGCGCUACCUCAUCGGCGAGGCCAAGCUGGCCCACGUCAACAUCGAGACACUUGAUACGAAGGUGGCGCCAAUCCAUUGGGCCUCUCGCUAUGGCAAGAUCUCGAUGCUCGACCUGCUGGUCAAGAACGGCGCCAAUGUGAAUGCUGUAGAUAUCAACAAUGUCACGCCGCUGUAUAUAGCCUGUAAUUACAACAAGGAGGAGGCCGUCGACUACCUGCUGCAGAAGGGUGCCGACCCCAACUGUAUAUCGAAGGACGGCGCCACGCCCCUCUUUAUCGCCUGCCAGAACGGGUUCACCGAAAUCGUCAGCCACCUCCUUAAGAAGGGGGUCGAAGUGAACGCGAGGGAUUCCCAGGGCGUGAGCCCACUCUACGUGGCUGCCCAAAACGGGCAUGGUGACAUUGUGACGAUGCUGCUGGAGGCCAACGCCGCGGUGAACGCCUCGCGAAAGGAUGGCGUGAGCCCGCUCCACAUCGCGGCUCAGAAUGGACACCGUCACGUGUGCCAGCUGCUCAUGGCCAACCCGCACGGCGAAAAAGCCGAGGUGAAUGCUCGGGACCAGAAGCUGGGAAUGACGCCUGUAUUCAGUGCUUCCGAGACUGGACACGGCGAUAUUGUGAUGUCGCUCAUCGACCAGGGAGCCGACAUUCACCUUGCUCGCGAGGACGGUGUGACGCCGCUAUGGGUGGCCUGCUUCAAGAACCACCCCGAAGUUGUGCGACAUCUGCUGGAUAAGGGAGCGCAAGUGGAGGUCUGCGAAACGAACACGCUGCUCACACCGCUCUGUGUGGCUGCCAAGGCUGGGAGCUGGGAGAUAUGCUCCAUGCUCAUCGACGCCGGUGCUAAGGUCAACUACACCACCAAGUCGGGCCUGUCGCCGCUCUUCAUCACCUGCGCGCAGGGCCACUACGACGUGUGCGCGCUUCUGCUCAAGAACGGCGCCCAAGCCAAUCCCAAGGCCAAAGGCGCGGCCACGCCCCUGUGGAUCGCGGCGUCGAAGGGCCACCACUCCAUCGUCUACCUCCUCACCCAGCACAAGGCCAAGGCCAAGGUAAAGUUCAAUGGCCGAUCGGCCUACGACGAGGCCCUCAAGAACGGACACGAGAAGGUCGUCGAGCUCCUCAAGAAGCUCUGA